This is a messenger RNA of Orussus abietinus, 1835 nucleotides long. Its product is annotated as cyclin-dependent kinase-like 4. Gene Ontology annotation, cellular component: nucleus. Gene Ontology annotation, molecular function: ATP binding; cyclin-dependent protein serine/threonine kinase activity. Gene Ontology annotation, biological process: protein phosphorylation. The record is from RefSeq and is a predicted model, not a curated record. The transcript is spliced from 5 exons. Lineage: Eukaryota; Metazoa; Arthropoda; Insecta; Hymenoptera; Orussidae. The coding region runs from base 199 to 1617 and encodes 472 amino acids.
AAAGUUCUACUUAAGAUGGUAAACUUUCGUCAGUCACGCCACUAUGAUGAGGCAGUUCGUAAUCGAGCUUUCGACGAACACGAGAGGCAGUGCCGGUUGAUAAAAAGAGGCAGUGGAUAAUCAGACAAUGAUGCAAAGAUUGAUUAAUCAUGACUUAGAGGUCGGUGAAGUUCGGUGGUCCUUUUAAGUUCGAUCCACAUGUCUAGAGGGUUCCUAUCGGACGGCAAGGCGAAAAUCGCGCGGCGGACUAUCAGUAUUUCUGGCGGCAGAAUGGACAAAUAUGAAAAUCUCGAAAUAGUCGGCGAGGGAAGCUAUGGCGUUGUUAUGAAGUGCAAGCACAAGGAGACUGGACAAAUUGUCGCCAUAAAGAAGUUCCUCGAGACGGAGGAGGAUGCUCAUGUACGCAAAAUGGCAUUUCGCGAGAUCAGAAUGUUGAAGGUAGUUAAAUUGCGCCACGAGAAUUUGGUGAACAUGAUCGAGGUCUUUCGACGACGGAAGAGAUUAUACUUGGUCUUCGAGUAUUUGGACCAUACAGUUUUGGACGAGUUAGAAGCAGCCGGGGGUGGACUCGGAUUGGACGUGUCUCGACGUCACAUCUUCCAAGUGCUUCGAGGACUCAAUUUUUGUCACGUCAACCACAUAAUGCAUCGCGACGUCAAACCCGAGAACAUCCUGGUAUCGCCCAACGGGGUCGUCAAGCUCUGCGAUUUUGGAUUUGCCCGCUUCGUGCCCGGCCCCAAUGAGUCAUGCACGGACUACGUGGCCACUAGAUGGUACAGAGCACCGGAACUUCUGGUCGGCGAUCCGCGGUAUGGCAAACCAAUCGACGUCUGGGCGGUCGGAUGUCUCUACGCGGAAAUGGUCAAUGGCGAUCCUUUGUUCCCCGGCGAAAGUGACAUGGAUCAGCUGUUCCAGAUCAUGAAACUUCUCGGUGGAGUUUGCGGAAAACAUCAAACACUGUUGAAUCGCAAUGGCAACAUGCGGUUGUUACGACGCGUCAGCUUCGAAGUGAAUCCAAUUUCGGCUGCUCGAAAUAUUCGAAACUUAUUCCCGUCGUGGAACUCUGCAGCUCUCGAUUUUCUCAUCCAGUGUUUACGCAUGGACCCGGACAUGAGACCCAGUUGUUCAAAUUUACUCCACCAUCCUCUCUUUAUACAUCAAGGAUUCGCUGAGAAAUUCCUAGUCGAGUUGCAGCACAAUGUUGCGAAGGAAAUGGAGGCGAACCCGUUGGUGUAUAAAAGGGACAGACGACCGAGUGUCCUGUCCACGGAAGAUUCCUCGAAAAUAUCCUCGAUGAGUUCUGGGAGAUGGCAAACGUGCAUGGCGGAGGAUUCACGAGGACCUACGGAUAAAUCACAGGUUGAUAACGUAGAAAAUGAUUCUUUACCAACAGAGAGGGUUCCUAUUUUACCCACCAGUCGGCAACGUGAGCUUUGCUAUUUCGGCCCGGUGUCGGUAAUACCGAACACGACCUACAUUCGAAGACUGCAACAUAAAGGCCUCGUCAUUCCGAAUUCUAAAGGAUUCUCCCUCCCGGCCCUUCCUCCGAAGGAGUCAUACAGGACGAGGAUAGAAAAUAAGAGGAAGAGGUUCGACCUCCCCAACGUGGAUCGCUGACCUCGCGAUAAAUCCUUCUUUCCUAAUCUUUAUCCUCGCAAAUAACAAUCAACGAACUUUCAUCCCGAGCUCGCGUUAUUUUCAAAUCCGUCAAAUCCCCGGCUGGUGGUAUGCGCAACAAAGUUAUAAUCUUAAAACUACGUACUUCCUCCUAAGAAACUAUUAUAAAUAUUAAGAUACAUGAGAGUUGAGGGAAAUCGAUAUUACAAUUAAAUAAA